AAAAGUAUGCUUAAUACUUGCUUAAUUUUCGAAAGGGUACUUUUAAUCUGAAAAACAAAAAACCGAUGGGAACGUAUGCUGUUUAAAAUAUGAGAGCGCAGCAGACUCUGGGUGCUAAUGCAGCAUCCCGGAUGUAGGGAAGCAACAUCCAGUCAUCGUACGUACUGGAAACCGUCAUCCAUACACGCGCAGCUACGUAGGCUGACAUCCACCGAGAGGACUGGUGAGGAGGAGGAGGAAGAAGAAGAAGAGGAGGAGGAAGAGGAGAUGUCUGUGACGGUCUCUGUGUUUGUGUUCUCCUGGGCGGACUGUGCUCCUCUCCGCAUCCCCGGCCCCAGAGACGCUCCGUUCGGAAGAGACGCCUUCAGUCCGGUUUCUUCUCGCAGCGUCGCGCGGCUUCACCGGCCAUCCUAACCAGAUGCUCUCCGCCGGACUGGACCCGCUCAGUUUCUCGCCGACCGACCCCAGCGGAGCCUGAGCUCGAAGGAUGCAGGUGAAAAGCCAGAUCUGCACCGAGAGGAGCAGCACGGACGACCCGGAGCAGGAUGACAACCAGAAGAAGACCUCCUGCUUUUCCAACAUCAAGAUUUUCCUGGUGGCGGAAUGCGCGCUCAUGCUGGCACAGGGCACCGUGGGCGCCUAUCUGGUAAGUGUUCUGACGACUCUCGAGAGACGUUUUAACCUCCAGAGUGCCGAUGUGGGCGUCAUUGCCAGCAGCUUUGAAAUCGGCAACCUGGCCCUGAUCCUGUUUGUCAGCUACUUCGGCGCCAAGGCCCACCGGCCCCGGCUGAUUGGCUGCGGGGGGAUUGUCAUGGCAUUGGGGGCUCUGCUCUCAGCUCUGCCGGAGUUUUUGACUCAUCAGUAUGAGUAUGAGGCAGGGGACUCAUGGCAUGCCGAGGACGGCAGGGUCAUCUGCUCCAACAAAACCAGGUCAGAGAAUCGGGACUCUGGUUUUAACUGCGGCAACCGAGCCAACACCAACAUGAUGUACCUUCUGCUCAUCGGAGCUCAGGUUCUGCUCGGCAUCGGGGCCACUCCCGUCCAGCCUCUGGGAGUGUCAUACAUCGAUGACCAUGUCCACAAAAAGGACUCUUCAUUGUAUAUAGGUAUCUUAUUUUCAACACUAGUUUUCGGCCCAGCUUGUGGCUUCAUCCUAGGUUCCAUCUGUACCAAAGUCUACGUUGAUGCUGUUUUCAUCGACACCAGUAAGCUGGACAUCACCCCUGAUGACCCUCGCUGGAUCGGGGCGUGGUGGGGCGGCUUCCUCCUCUGCAGUGCCUUACUCUUCCUGUCGGCCCUCUUCAUGUUCGGCUUCCCCCAGGCGCUGGACGAGCAGGACAUGGACGCUCGAGGGGAGAGUGAGCAGGCCAUGCUGCCCACCUCCUUGAGCCUGGAGAGCCAGGACUCUAAACCCAACGGAGAGUUUCGUGGCUUCGACAUGAACAGCGGACUCUCAGUCUGGGAGCAUCUGAGAGUGAUCCCCCGGGUAACCAGGCACCUUUUGUCCAACCCGGUGUUCAGCUGCAUCACGCUGGCCGCCUGCAUGGAGAUAGCUGUGGUUGCUGGUUUUGCUGCUUUCCUUGGGAAAUACCUGGAGCAGCAGUUCAACCUCACCACUUCUUCAGCUAAUCAGCUGCUAGGUAUGACCGCCAUCCCCUGUGCCUGUCUCGGUAUCUUCCUUGGAGGGCUCCUGGUUAAGAAACUGAACCUCUCAGCUCUCGGAGCGGUCCGCAUGGCCAUGCUGGUCAACCUGGUGUCCACGGCCUGUUACGUCUCUUUCCUCUUCUUGGGCUGUGACACGGGGCCUGUUGCUGGGGUUACGGUGGCCUACAACAAUGAGACGCUGCAGUCGAAGAAGCAACCUGAGUCAGGCUGCAACAGUAACUGCAACUGCUACACCGCCUCAGUAAGUCCUGUCUGUGGCUCCAACGGAGUCACCUACAUCUCAGCCUGCUUCGCUGGCUGCACCAAACCAAACCUGAGCAGCUGUGGGUGCAUACCCAGUAACGGCGGCGAGAAUGAGGCCUCACCGGGGAAGUGCUCCAGCCCCCGCUGUCAGCAUGCGUUCCUCACCUUCCUGUGUGUCAUCUGUGUAUGCAGCAUGAUUGGAGCCAUGGCCCAGACGCCCUCCGUCAUCAUCCUUAUCAGAACUGUAAGCCCUGAGCUUAAAUCAUAUGCUCUUGGAGUUCUCUUCCUCCUCUUGAGGCUGAUAGGCUUCAUCCCUCCCCCUCUGAUCUUUGGUAUGGGCAUUGACUCCACCUGUCUGUCCUGGAGCUCGGUCUGCGGCGAGAAGGGCGCCUGCAUGCUGUACGACAACGUGGCCUACAGGCAUCUGUACGUCAGCAUCGCCAUCGUGCUCAAGUCCUCGGCGUUCCUCCUGUACGCCACUACGUGGCAGUGCCUGAAAAGCAACUACAGGAGGUACAUCAAGAACAACGAGGGCUACCUCACGCCCACUGAACUUUUCGCCUCCAAUGUGACUCUGGACAAUUUGGGUAAGGAGAUUACCCAGAACCCAAGUAACAGGACAAAGUUUAUAUACAAUCUGGAGGACCAGGAGACGAGUGACAACAUGGAGUCGGUUUUAUAGUGGCAAUUUACACGAGGCCAGCAGGAUCUGCUAGUGUGCAUCUGAUCUGAUGUACAGUCUCUCUCUCUUGGUGUUGUGCAACAUGUAGAGCGUUGUUCAUCCAAAACAUUAGAUCUGUUAAAAACAGUAACGGGACUUCCAAAAAAAAGAAAAGAAAAAAAAAAACAUUCGAAAUCACAAACUGACUUAGUAACGCAUUUAGUCAUUUGUGGUAUUUUUUUCACCUUUCAGUCUGAAAGCAAUGAAGGGUCAAAUAAAAUGCAACAGUGUUGGAAACCAAAAGUAUGGUGCUGGUCAGAGGUUCCCAUUCACUUCUCGUUAUCAUGAAUCUUAACGUUGGGUUUUUAGAUAUGCGUAACACCAAAAACUACAUUCUUUUUGUAGUCAUAAAAACAAUUCUGGCAUAACUCUGCCAGCAUAUUUGAUCACUCUUUCUACAAAAAUUGAUAGAUUAGCAUAGCAUUAUGCUAAUACAAUUAGCAUACCAACUUUCUUUGAUCUAUCCCGGUGGGCAGCUGCAAAUUUUAGCCAAGUUUGAAGGCAUCAGUGUUGGUGACAUGGUUUUAGAUGAACUGGAAACACAUCCAAACUAGUUUUGGUUGAAAUAUGAAAGCUGACUUUAAGUUUCUGGAACGGCUCUGACCCCAGCCAUAUUGAAAAUUUAAAAACCAUUUUCCAAAGUCUGCUCUGUGGCAAGAAACCAACAACUUUCAAUGAGUUCUACUAUUUUUGAUGAGCAGAAUGGUCAAGUAUCAAGCCAGUAUGUAUACAGAUAUAAAUAUUUAAAUAAUUGUAUAAAAUAAUGUAAGAUAACACGUAUUUACCCCACAUCUUAGUGUUACGAUAAUUCUACUGUGACACGGGAGACUUAACCCCCCAAAAUGAAUAGGACUUUCUUGUCAGUGAUGAAUGUAUGUACAUUUCUGACCAGCACUCUUGAUUUAUAUUAGGGUCAUCCCUGCUUUUUAGAUCUGAGUAAAAACCAGUUGAGUGUUUCUCAAGUGAGAUUAGAGAUGAAAAAAUUACAGUUUUUAAGCCUGACCUACUUGGAAACCAAACCAGAAGGAUUUUUAAAACUAACAUUUGUUAAUACUCUCCGAAACUCGUACUCAGUUUAUUCCUUAUGUUCAAACAAACAAACCUUAUUUUAGGUAUUAAAUCAAAAUAAAAUAUUUAAAAGAAAUGAAUACUAAAACAUGUAUCUUCUUGUUUUUGUGCCAGUAGCCACCUCAAGGGAUUUAUUUUUCAAAUAUUUUAUAUUCUCUAAAAAUGUCUCAAGAUAUCUAAGGGGGGAGAAGCUACUCAACCAAUUUUAUUUAUUGAAUUUUCAGACAUACCUAAAACACAUGAAUGUGAACCAAAAACGAAUAAUAAUCACAUCCUGUGAUAACGCCUCGGUACAUGCUGGACCAGACCAAUUUUCCUGAACAGUGAGCUCUUUCCUUCCACUUCAACAGAAAGCAUACAGAUUACAAAAAAAUAAAUAAAUAAAAAAAUUUAAACAUGCACUUAUAAAUACGAAUGUUACGUAACUAUCUUUGUAGCGUAAAAAAGAAAUACCUGAUUCAGCUAAACCAACAACAUAAUUCUAUCAGGACUGACAAAGACAUGCCGAUUAACAGAGUGGUCUAAUCCUACUUGUGGGGAUGUGCCCUGCAGCAGUAAUGCAUGGAUUUAAAAAAAAAAAAAAAAAAGCAACAUAAAAAACAUAACAAGCAAGAGACUUUGUGAAUAUGUUUCUUUCACGUUAUGGGAAACGAGUUGAACGCGAGAGCAACGCAACAAGACCUUUUGAGUCGCAGGAAAAACGGCUGUUAGCAUUAUGUCAGAGUUAGCUACAGUCAAACGCAUGCUGGUAACGCAUGCAUUUAAACAUAAAGACAAAUAUUCAGUAUAAAGUCACAGAGUUUUAUAGUUUUUUUGGCGGCAGCUCCUCAGCUGAACAUACGGUAUAUUAAACAUAAGAGUCCUCCAAACUGUGUUUUGGACUGUGAAAGAGCUUUAUGAUGCAUAAUGCAUUGCGAUGUUGCCAUUUUUUUUAUAUUCUAACUAUGCCGAGUCAUAAUCACUUAAGUGAUCAAAGUGGGGGGUUUUGUGUGUGUGUGUGUGUGUGUGUGUGUGAUUUCAAUGUUUUGUUGUUAAAACUGAUCUAAAGAGAUGUCUUGCAUACAUUAUAUUUAUUGAAACCCCCAGUAACUGCGUGUGAAACUUUAAAACAAAAUCAGCCUUUUAUUUUCAACAAUUACUGCACCACCGCUAAGUCCACUGGGGACUGCGGUGGCCAUGGACGAAGGUUUUGUUUUUAUGUUUCUGUGUUGAUUUGGCCAAAUGUUUUCACUUCCCUGCUGGACAUUCAGCAGAGAAGUGCUAACAGACAUUCAUUCAAAAAUUGCUGGAAUUUCAAAGAGUUUAUGAUGCCCCGCACUUUACCAAGGAUUUGAUUAUCUUUGGAGAAACAGGCCCGCUGGCUUUUACGCACCUUUCUCAGAAGUCCCAAAAAAUAUAGCCAGCACUGUACUGUACACAGUUCAGCACAGUAUAGUGCCACUUUCCGGCUAUUUCAGUAUUAUGUUUGUUUUGCAUCAAAAAUUCUCUACUGCUCCCAAUUCUGUUUAAAUAUGUAUACUAUAUGUGAUGUGGUAGAGAACUCAAGUUGAAUACUGGAAACAGAAGCAGUUUAGCUAGCCUGAAAAUUUGAAAACGACAUGAAUGGCUAGCGUGACUGGGUAGCUAGCUAGCUAACUCUUUUUUUAGCUGUAGGAACAGGAUUUGUGGUCGAGUGAACAAGGGUUUAGUUGUUUGCCAACCGCCAAUUAGAUGAAGAGAGAACAAAAGGUGGUAUGUGUUAUGUCUAAGGGUGCUGGCAGGUGACUUUUGUUGAGCCUGCCAGCAUGGAGCCAUGGUAGCUGCUUUGACAUCUAUUUGUGCUCCAAAUGUGUUUAGUUUUCUAAUUAGAAUAAAGGUUUUUUUUAAAAAAAAGGCAUGUAAGGACAAUCCCAAAGAUUAUUAAUUCAUCUUUGAAUUUGUAAAAGUCCACUUUUGCUUUCUGUUGAUCCGAUUUAUGGGGAAUUAUCCCACAUAUUGUGUUUCAAAAACUAUUUUUGAUGGUUAUUUUCGAAGCACACGACCCGUUGAAGAUCAUUUGUACCUACUUUAAUAAAGUAUUUAGAUAGCAGAGGAUUUAAGUACUAUAUUGAUGCUUCUGUAGCAUCAGAAACAGAUAAUUAUAUAAAUUAAAAGUGAUGUGGGAUAGCUUUAAUAUAUUGAAUAUAGCUCUAUGUUGGAAAUCAACCCUCAAUGGACCUAAAAUUGUGAUUUUGCUUUGAAUUGUGGGUAUGAUAUACUUAAAAACUGCUUUUUUGUUUGUUUGGCUUUUUUUUUUUUAUCAGAUAUUGCCUCAAAAUCUGACUACAUAAUAUUAGGUGGUAACACAGAUGUCCAGUCGGAGCUUCAGGACAACCAAUUUUUAAUGUUAAAAAUCAGAGUACUUACUGAAAGGGAAGGUUUGUGGGUUUCUUACUGACAACAACCUCCGACGGUGGCUUUGUCUUGGACAUUGGUAUCAUCUAGUCUGUCAUUGUACUAACUCUACUGUCCAUACAAGUGCCAAAGUGACACCAUAGAAGUGUUGUGUGCCGUCCUGAGGAGAAUAUAGUCUUAACGCGCUGCGGUGCGGAGCAGUUCCUUCAGCGUUUUGUAGCCUCUCUGUGAUGACCUCGGUUUAUUUUAACCAUAUCAUGCAUAAGUGUUCCCAAAAGAUUAUAACGCUGUUGUAUAUUGAUCUAGAGAACAGUAAUAUUUAAGAUGUAGUCACUGUUCAUAUGUAGGACUUUUCUACUAGUAAAGGUCUCGUCUAAUAUAGAUUAAUGUCUUUCCAUCUGUGGCAAAAUUGACUAAAUUUGUGUUGCUUUAGUCCUUAUGAGAACAACACAUUGCUUGUACUAAGAGUCUCUAAUGUUGAGCCACAGCUUGGCGUUGUACGAUUAAUACUGCAGAGAGCAGAAAAAAACAGCCAAACGUCAUAGAUUGCAUCCUUCCAACAGCGCCCUCAUGUCGGGCUCCCUGCUGACGAGAGCCAGUUGUGGCCAUAUCAACCUGUGCACUGUAACAUUUGCGACAAAAAAAAAAGCAACAACAAAAGAAAAAACAAGAACAUAUUGUAGGUGUGUCCAACGAGUUGGCAAGUGAGGCAACACUUGCUUGACCGUGUUUUCACCCGUGGCAAUAGGACUGUUUCUUUUCGCACCUAAAUGUGCUUGAAAUGUUUUUUGCCUUGUGAUGAGAAACUAACUUGAGAGCAUAUAUGUUUUUUUUUAAUUCUAUUUUCUCAUUAUUCCUUCUUUGAUGGCCUUGCGUUGUGAUUGACUUUAAUAGAGGAACUUUAUUAAUGAACGGAUUAUCAACAUAUGAAGAGUUUACUGUCCAAACACAACACCUUUUGCAAAAGUGUUAUACCUAUAGUGUUUUGCGAGAUAUUUUAGAAAAAGGAUUAUAUGUUCUGUAAAUAUGGCCAUAAUAAAAAUUUGGAUGGACUCUAGCAGUCAGAAAACUCUUCAUAUAUUCAUAAUAUCCUUUGGUUUGAGCCUUAGCAUGUUGCCUUUAAGUGAAACCUAGUGCUAACGGGUGUUAUGAUGGUUUAGAAUGAUAUAUAAGCUUAUAUUGUGGAUGGUAUUCAGUGUAUGAAUUUCAGGCUCUUUUGCAGGAGACCUUUAUGAAGGAAAGGGACACUGAAAUAAAAUAUUAUAACCUCUAUUUUCAAAGGCGCUCUUAAGAGUUUGAAAUGUGCCCUUUUGCUUCUCAAGAUAUUUUUCUUUAAGUCUUAUGAGUUUGUAUUUAAAGGCUUUAAGUUUUGUGUAUUUCUUGGAGAUGAAACCAUGAUUGUAUGUUUAUUGUAAAUAUAUUAAAUAUGCUAUUUUUGUUUUCAA
Poecilia reticulata (guppy) is the source of this 7515-nucleotide messenger RNA. RefSeq names its product solute carrier organic anion transporter family member 3A1-like. Gene Ontology annotation, molecular function: protein binding. Gene Ontology annotation, cellular component: basolateral plasma membrane. Gene Ontology annotation, biological process: prostaglandin transport; transmembrane transport; sodium-independent organic anion transport. The record is from RefSeq and is a predicted model, not a curated record. Lineage: Eukaryota; Metazoa; Chordata; Actinopteri; Cyprinodontiformes; Poeciliidae.